UUGUGAUGAGCAUAAUUGAGAAUGGAAAGUGUGAUCGUUGUGGGAUUGAGGAUAAGCAAGGAGAAGUUGUCAAAUAUCUUUCUGAUGAGUGGACCUAUCCUGAUAGCGUCUUUGCAAGCGCUUCUCAGCAAUAUAUAUCGGGUGUAAGUAAACCAAAGUGAGAGACAAUAAAUGUUGACUGUCUUGGAUGGGGCUUUUGAGAAGACUCAAAUUUUCUAUCCAGCCAAAGUAAACAUUUGGAGGCAGACCCAUUAACUCUUGAAAAGGAGAAAAAGGAUUCUGGCAACUGAGACCCUUGAAGUAAUUCUAUUGAAAUCCUGCACACCAAUAAUACUAAUUUAAGGGAGAGUCUUUCGUGUCCUGGACAAAGGAGUUGAGAUAAACAAGAUAUCCAAACCACCAAUAGUAUGAAUUAUGGACUGGAAGUUCAAAGAGAAGAAGAGAAGUACCAGAGUAACAUCGAGAGAGAAAGAGAUAUUCCUUGUGAACUUCAAAGGCAACAUAUACCCCUACUUGGUCAGAGAGGUCAUGGGAGGACAGAUGUACUUUAUAAGCCAGUAUUGAGGUUUGUCAGAAGGUUCUUCAAAAAUGCCUUUAAACUUAAAAAUCCGGAUGUUGUACAGAAGAGAUACAGCAGGUGCUCACCUGGAUAUCUUUAUGAGAAGAUGCAGGCUAUGCUUGAAGAAAUGAUACCUCAAGAAAAUAUUUCGCCAAAUCUAAUUUAUUACACUAUUGGGCUAGUCGGAGCAAAAAGCGAGGAGAAGUUGCCUUGUAACAUAUUAAUAAAGAGUGAAAUAAAGGAUCUCAAAUCUUGAAGCAAAGCAUUUUCAAAUCUGAAAUUUGAAAAAGCUCUUGAAUCAGAAAGUUUGCAAACUCUUUGUUGGUACCUCAUACAACACGUGAAAGAUUCAUCAGUGAGUUUACUUAAGAAUCACAUGAUUCAUAGCCUUCACUAAGCCCUAUCCCACCAAAAUACAAACAAGAUGAAAAAGUUUACUAGAACUUUUAGUAUCAGAAAAUAUUAAACGACCCAUAAUAUUUUCC
This is a messenger RNA of Moneuplotes crassus, 1044 nucleotides long. The record is from the annotation of a GenBank genome assembly. Lineage: Eukaryota; Ciliophora; Spirotrichea; Euplotida; Euplotidae.